CCACAAUCAUGACGUAUUUUAAAAUCGACCAAAUGGUACCGUCGUGACAUCAUCAACCUGAGACGAGAAAGCAGCGCUGAAAACUGAAAAUGCUUUUCUACUCAUUUUUCAAGUCCCUGGUGGGGAAGGACGUGGUGGUGGAGCUGAAAAAUGARUUGAGCAUCUGUGGAACACUUCACUCGGUUGAUCAGUACCUGAACAUUAAACUGACAGACAUCAGUGUCACGGAUCCAGAGAAGUAUCCACACAUGUUAUCAGUGAAGAACUGUUCUGUUAUCUUCUGUCACCAGUUAUCAGUGAAGAACUGUUUCAUCCGAGGCUCUGUGGUGCGAUACGUCCAACUACCUGCAGAUGAGGUCGACACUCAGCUGUUACAGGACGCUGCGCGCAAGGAGGCACUGCAACAGAAGCAGUGAUGCUUUAACACAUGACAUCAUGGCUGGGAGGGAGGGAGGGAGGGAUUUGGAAGAUGGACAGAUUAUGUUUUAGUUCGGUGUAAACAAUCCAAAUUAAUUUAAUCUGUUUGCAUAGAAACCCCUGAAAUCUUUUCCUUGUUGUCUAGCCUGGUUUGCCACAUUGGUAUUGCAGUGCUUUAGUGUCACCUACCUCAAAUGCCAACUAAGGUCUCCCAGCACCUGAUACCCUACUGUUUUGUAAACAUUUGGACAACACUUCCUGUUCUCUAUUCUAUACAGCACCACUAUUUGUUGAUGUCAGAAAUGGCCUGUUUUAUUUUAAUUUUAUUGGUGUCCUUGUGAAGCAGUAUCCAGAAUGAAUAUAUUCUCCUUUUGAAGACUGUUCUUCUGCUCAGAUUGAGAAUAUUCUCUGCUUCUUUUCUUUUUCWAAAACCAGUUUUGAGUUUGUAAUGACUCAUGUUAUUUGCAUCACCUUUUUGAUUUGUAGAUAAACCUUGUUUAAAUCCUG
Molecule: messenger RNA, 924 nt
Organism: Salvelinus sp. IW2-2015
Lineage: Eukaryota; Metazoa; Chordata; Actinopteri; Salmoniformes; Salmonidae
Source: RefSeq, a predicted model, not a curated record